This is a messenger RNA of Bombus pascuorum, 1252 nucleotides long. Its product is annotated as amine oxidase [flavin-containing] A-like. The record is from RefSeq and is a predicted model, not a curated record. Gene Ontology annotation, molecular function: oxidoreductase activity. Lineage: Eukaryota; Metazoa; Arthropoda; Insecta; Hymenoptera; Apidae. Bases 260 to 1252 code for a protein of 330 amino acids. The transcript is spliced from 6 exons.
CGUAAUAGAAAAUAGAACUUUGAAAUCGAAGAUAUCAGAAUAGAGAGUCAGCUAUAUAUAUUGUAGACUGUUCCGAGCUAUAAACGAAGCCAGCAAUUAAAUUCAACUCACGAAACGCUUCUUCUUUAUUAUUACGAUAUAGGUACUCUUUUAAGCGUUUAAGCAGUCAACUUCAGAUAAAAUCGGAAAAAUUAUCCACAAUUCUUUUUUGCGGUUCUAUUUAAACAACUAUAAAUACUAAAAUAGCGACAGGGAACACAUGGCUGCUGAUUUUGCCGAUGAGGAAUCUGUUAGAGAGGAUGAGAACGAUUACGAUGUUAUAAUUAUAGGAGCAGGUUUAGCUGGUCUUACGUGCGCAUAUAACAUUCUGAGCAAAGAAACUGGGUUAGAUGUAUUAGUCAUCGAAGCAAAUAGUAAAUAUUUUUCUGUAAGGGACCUCAACAACGUCUCAGCACUUUGGUUUUUCGUUAUGCUGAACGGAGCAUCAGGUUUUUUAAAUCGAUUGAAAAUUAUGAUAGGUGAUAGUAAUCGAUAUUUCGUGCAAGAUGGUAUGUGUAAGAUUACGCAUAUACUAUUAAAGAAUAUUUUACGACAGCAUGGAAAGAUAAGAUACGUAGAGCCAGUUAGUAAAAUUACAUUCAACGAUGAUCGAGCUUAUGUGUCUACGACAAGGAAUUACUUCAGAUGCGAAUUCGUAGUUAUUGCGAUACCUCCAUCAAUGCAGAACAGUAUCGUUAUCGAACCACCUCUCUCUUCAAUAAAUAUCGAAACAUUGUACACACCGGCAGAAAAUGUGUUUUUCAAUGUGUUUUAUAAAAAACCAUUUUGGAGAUCCAAUUCUGCAAAGGAUAUUAUCAGCACUUGGGAUUCUAGUAACAAUUUAAACAUCGUUUACGAUGCAACUCUAGGCAACACGGAAGGAAUUGUGUUCGCUGGGUUUCUUGCCGAACCUAACCUCGAACAAACACAUAAGAGAGGACUGUUUGACACGUUAGAAGAUUGUUACGAAACUGUCGAAGCAUCGAGAUUUUUACGAUACAAAGAACACGAUCAGUCAUUGAUAAAUGAUGAAAUGAAACCUGGUUGCCCUAUGAGUGUCCUGAAGCCCAUUCCCAUUCAGGAUUAUAUUAAUCAUACAGAAGCUUCUUACGAAAGAAUUUUCUUUGCUUCGAGCGAAUACGCUAUCAAUUGGCCUGGAACGAUAGAUGGUGCAAUCCAAGCUGGUGAAACCCCAAGCACUUUCUUCUCGUGA